AUGAAACGCUGCCACGCUUCUUCCAAUAAGACUGGGGAGACCUCUGUUGAGGGAACAGUGAAAAAGUCCCGUAAGUCAAUACAUGGACGAGGGUCUUCCAGCAAAAAAACAGGAACAGAUGGAGGAAGAAAAAAACAAAGUCAAAAAGCAGAGCAGGUCACUCAGACAGUCAAAUGGAAAGCUAAGGAACACAGGGACUAUUCUCCUGCAGAAAAUGGUUCUUCAAAAGAGAUGAAACUAAGCAGUGCUGAAGUAGCAUCUUGGCAGACUCUGUUGGAGAGCAGCAAGCAGUUUCUGGAAACUAUGAUGAAUUCAGUAAUACUUUCUCUUUUGUGCCAACAAAGAGAGAGGAAAGAAGAUGUUCAGAAACACCUCAAUUUACUGAAACAAAGGAUAUUGAGAUUUUUCAAGACCUUAAAGGUACCACCAAGGAAACUGGGCAACCUGAAGAGUUUGCUGAGUCUUCAAGUGGCAGAGAAACAAAUGCUUGAGACAAAUGAAGAGUCUUUGGUACAAUUAGAGGAAGAAAUAAAUGAGGCCAAACGAUCAGCAGAACGCAUAGAGGAAACUGUACAGCAACUACAGUACAAAAUCCAGGUGCUCAGGAACCAGUUGGAGGAAGAUGAAAAAAAGGCUAGCAAGGUAUUCCAGCAAGACUGCAGUGGAGCACUCCACCUUCCGGAACUCCCUAAGCGUAGUUUAGAGGCACCCACUCUGCAGAAAGAAAUUUUGAAGAUAAAAAACAAGAAUGGUCUUCUAAAGGAUAUGAGCAUUAUUCAGCAGUCAGCUGAAAUGAAGAACAUGUUAACCCUCAUGGAAAAGAUCUAUGAAAAGGUGGACUUCAUUUGAGAGACCAAAAUAUAUGGCAGCUGCUUUGAAGCAAGAUAACCUCUGCCAGUAUUCU
Molecule: messenger RNA, 904 nt
Organism: Tinamus guttatus (white-throated tinamou)
Lineage: Eukaryota; Metazoa; Chordata; Aves; Tinamiformes; Tinamidae
Source: RefSeq, a predicted model, not a curated record